This is a messenger RNA of Polypterus senegalus (gray bichir), 692 nucleotides long. RefSeq names its product lens intrinsic membrane protein 2.5 (gene lim2.5). Gene Ontology annotation, cellular component: plasma membrane. The record is from RefSeq and is a predicted model, not a curated record. Gene Ontology annotation, molecular function: structural constituent of eye lens. NCBI's taxonomy places the organism in Eukaryota, Metazoa, Chordata, Cladistia, Polypteriformes, Polypteridae. Bases 1 to 522 code for a protein of 173 amino acids. The transcript is spliced from 4 exons.
AUGUACAGUUUCAUGGGAGGUGGGCUGUUCUGUGCCAUCGUCGGUAACAUCCUUCUUGUGGUCUCCACGGCAACAGACUACUGGAUGCAGUACCGACUGUCGGGGGCUUUUGCUCAUCAGGGCCUGUGGAGGUACUGCAUGUCGGGGAAGUGCUACAUGCAGACGGACAGCAUUGCUUACUGGAAUGCCACAAGAGCAUUCAUGAUCCUGUCCGCCAUGUCCUGUUUCGCUGGGAUCAUCGCUGGAAUCCUGUCCUUUGCUCACUUUUCUGCUUUCGAGAGGUUCAACAGGUCCUUUGCAGCUGGGAUCAUGUUCUUUGUUUCCACUUUGUUUGUGCUGCUGGCGAUGGCCAUCUACACUGGCGUCACGGUCAACUUCCUGGGUAAACGCUUCGGAGACUGGAGAUUCUCGUGGUCUUACAUCCUCGGCUGGGUAGCUCUGCUCAUGACGUUUUUUGCAGGUAUAUUUUACAUGUGCGCCUACAGAAUGCACGAAUGCAGAAGAGUUUCCGGACCUCGCUGAUAGCGUCGGGAGCCUGGAAACGACGGAGCGGUCAAAGUUAAGAAAAACAGACGACGGAUCCCAACACAAAGUUUCAAGCUUUUUAUUUUUGCAUUUUUUUUAAAGUCUCAUUUACUUUGAUUUUAAAAAUAGAAAUCUUACAACAUUGUCAUUAUUGCACAACUGUAAAA